AACGCUUCGCUAACAGACUGACGUUUGAUUCCGUUUGAUCAAUAUUACCAAAUCAUUAACUAUAUUAUGGUGUUAUGUUCGUGAAAUGUCUAAAGAAAACGCGAACCUGCGUUUGUUGGGGUCCCCUGUGAAUUUAACAUAUCGUAGUAAGAGGAAAGACGAUAGGAAGAACAUAAGAAACAGACCACGAUCGGCGCUACAGAAUUCCUGUAUUAGUCCGGAACAUCAAGAAAGAUUUAGGAGACCGUUCUCCGCGGACGCGAAAGGGCGAGCUCCUUCCACUAGAAGUUUCUUCAAGACAUUCAGUGCGGAAUUACUGCAAUCAUAUAACAAUUCAAUAACGCCAAUAAAAAUUGUAGCACCAACGCUCGAUUUAUUGACGAAUGGAAGUGCACGCGAGAAGCAAAACGUAAGAAAGGAUCGAGAAAUUUGCAGCAAUGCUUCUGAUUACGGUUCGGAAGACACGUUCAUAAGUCUCGGAACUAAAAUAAAAGCGAGAGCGCAAUUGAGCCCCAAACCCAAAGUAACGAACCCUAAAAACCUGCUAAAGUACAGGAAUAUUGCUAAGAAAGCUAGUAAAAUGGACAGUCCGAUUAACGAAGAAAAUAGUAGAUCAGAAUAUUCAAUGGAAGUGAAGAUAACUGAGAGAACACCGUCUCCGGAGAAGAACAAGAAUAUGUACCGCGACAGAAGUCUGUCUCCUCCUAAGACUAGGUCUUACGAAUCUUAUUUCAUUCCUUUAGACGGAGGAAGAAAAGAAAACGAAGAUAUUGUCGGGAGGGUUUCUUUCAGCUCGAACGUACAGUCUGAAGUUGCAGAUGCGAUUGAUUCGUAUUCUCGUCGUCUGAAUUUAACGAAACAACAAUUGUCCUUGGUAGAGGAAGAAUGCACACAAGAUUUGGAUACUCUGCCAUCGCAUAAUCUAUCAAGUCUAUCGCCUGAAAAUUCUCUCGAAGAUGCUAGAGGUCACGAUCAUAUUGAUACGGCAAGAGGCAACGACUUGAUGGAUGAAAUUCAAGGAAACGAAUACAGCGAAGCAUCAGCAAUGCUUGUGAGUGAACCUAGAACUUAUACGAGCUUUUACGACGAUAUCAGUAAUGGCGCUUAUAAAAAUAAACUUUCGAGUACCAUUCACACCGACUCGUCGUCCAAGGAUUCAGGAUAUCCGGACAGCGCAAUCAAUGACGAUAAAUGUUAUCGUCAGAAUUAUUCGCUGCCAACAACGACCUUACACGAAAAGGCUAUUACUCAAGAAAAGUUAGAAGAUCAACCAAAAAGCCUUGAUAGUACGUCAUCAUCCGGCAACGGGAAGGUUUAUCAUAAUACACUUUCAUUGGAUAAGAGGAGACAAUGGACAGAACCAUUAAACCACAGCCGAUUGCUGUACAAAGAUUUCUUUUUGCAAAAAGAAGGACACGUUGCCUUGCCUCCACAAAAUUCGCCAAAUAAAGAUAAAGUGAUUAACGAUUCUAACACUAAAAACAUGGAAGAUGCAAAAGAUAACGAGUUCGAAAACGAGAACGAGUUAGAAUAUCCUACGUAUCUUCUAAACAGUACUACAAAAGCUUACACUUCAAAAGUAAUAGAGGAUUACAGACGAGAACUGCAAGCUAUAAAUAAUUUACAUGAAUUGACAAUUAAAGAUAUUAAAUGCGAUGCUAUAUCCCCUACUCCUUUGAAUAUUGACAAGAUGUUUGAAGAUAACAGUAACAUUGGUGACAGAAAAAGAGAAAACACAAGUUAUUCAGAAGUGCAGACGAUUUAUUCCCCGGCUAAGACUAGAAACGAUUUAGAUAUGAGGAAACGAGAUAUUUCAAAAAUAUCUACGAAAGAAUUGAUUCAAAAUUACUUUAAAGUUAAAGAUGGAGAUAUUAAAGAAAACGCGUCAAAAGUUUUGAAAAAGAAAGUUACUAACCUGAGAUCUAAAGACGACAAUUUAGGGUACAGACACGAAUGGAAUAAUAAAACUAGAUCCACUACAAACCAGAAUAUAUCAGUUAUAAGAAAUCAAACACAAAAGAGUUUGCCUACUGCAAAGAUUCCAUCUAGUGCAAGAAUUGAGGGGAUAGAAAAUGAUAAAGACGUGGAAUCUUGGAUGUCUUUGUCGGCUCCUUCGCCAAGAAUACUAGAAGUCGACAGGGAGGAAGUUCUUCCUGAAGAACCAAUGAGAUCUGAGCCUUUGAUUAGUAACGAAAAUAAUAUAGUAAAUGAAAGAGUUGCCUCAUCUAAAACAACUAGUCCAAGAGACAAGGAUUCGUUCAAAGUGAAAGAACUGAAUUCGAACUCAACUGUUUUAGAUAUAUAUUCAAUGUUGAAAGAGAUUGAGAACUGUGGUGAUAAUCCCGUGACGACUGCUUUGAAGAAUCAAGACGAUGAAAAGGCGAAUAGCAAUACAGAAGAAGAGACGCCACUACCAAAGGAUAAUUUCAUGGAAAUAUUUCAGUUUCUGGAGAAGGUUGAACAGAGUGCGAACGAUGCGUUAUCCGUCGUGACAAGCAGCGCGCCACAAACUGUUCCCAAGUUGGAGUCCCUGCUAAAACUGUCACAAACAGAACUCGCGCAAAGACUGGUGACAUCUUCUCUACAGUUGGAAGAGAGAUCCUGCUGCAUCGCCCUGCUGCAGGAGAGCUUGGCCAAUCACAAGGAACAGAUGAUACAGAAAGUGAGCAAUUUGGAGAAGCAAUCGAUCAGAAACAUUAACAAAGUGAAGCAGGAAUGCGAGGACACCAUUAAAAGACACCAGAACUUCAUUGACCAGUUGAUAAAUGACAAGAAAACCUUGAACCACCGCAUCGAACAGCUCGUGGACGAGCGUCGCUCGGCGGAGGAGCGGUGGAAGCGAGCUGCACAGACCCUCGAGGAGCGGUACAAGCUGGAGCUGAGGAACCAGCACGACAAGAUGGCGGCGGCGCAACAGGUGGCGAGACAGCGCUGGGUCCGACAGAAAGCUGAGAAGAUUAAGGAACUUACUGUCAAGGGCUUAGAAGGGGAACUCAGAGAAAUGGCCGACCGACAGCAAAAAGAGGUGUCCGAUCUGAAGAUGUUUCACGCGGAGCAGAUCGGUAGGAGUCAGGCGAAGCACGCACAAGAACUUGAGGAGUUGAGGAGAUGUCUCGAGGAAGAAAAGGAGGCGGCGUUGCUCAGAGAGAGACAGCUGGCUAGUUCUAGAUUAGAAAAGCAGAUACUCGAAAUAGAGUUGACGUACCAAGAACAAAGGACUCGUUUGGUCGCCGAGAUAAGAGCGGAGAACGAGAGAAUCGCCGCUGAACUUGCUGAAAAGGAAAAAGCUCAAAGAAAUGAGAUUGAAAAAUGGCGUCAGGCGGAGGAGAGAGCGUUAAAAGAGAAAAGAUCGCAGCUGGAACACGAGAUAGCUCAGGAAAAAAUUAAACUAGAGGAACAAUUGAAACAGAAACAAGAAGAUUUGGAAAAGAGAUUUGAGGAGCACAAAAAGGAGUUCGAAGCGGAACAGCAAGUGUUGUUAAAGAAGAAAGUGACGGAAAUAGCCGCACAACAUAAGCAAGAGCGAGACAGAGAAAUUGAAAAAGCCAUUGAAAGUAUGGAAGCGGAAGCUCAAACGGGCAGGAAGGAACUACAGGAAGCUUUAAGGAGGAACAAGGAGCAGUUCGAGUUGGAGCUGAAGGAGUUGGCCGAGACGGAGCAGGCGACGCUGCGUCGCUACCAGGACGCGCAGGCCAGGGUGCGACAAACUGAAGACCGAUGUGCCGAAUUGGAAGUCAGUAUUUCACAAUUGGAAACGAGAAAUAGGAUAAUGACAGAAAAAAACAGUCAAUUGGAAGCGAGGGCUGAGGAAGUGAGAGAGAACUGUGAGAAGGUGUGGCAGGCGAAAGUGGACGCAUUGAACAAAAAUUUAGAAGACAUGAAAAGGAUCCACGAGGAACAAAUGCAACAGCUGUACGCAAAGGUGAAAGUGGCAGUGGCAAGAAAGGACUCCGCUAUACAGGCCCUGAAUCGAGAGAACGGGAAAUAUCAGGAGAAGAUAACGAUAUUAGAACAGAAGUUGCAGCAGCAGCGGAAGGACUUCCUCAAACAGAAAUGAACUUGACAUUAGUAGUAGUGUUUAGGGAAUUUAAUAAAUAAAGCAAUGAUAAAGUUA
This is a messenger RNA of Bombyx mandarina (wild silkworm), 4114 nucleotides long. RefSeq names its product centrosomal protein dilatory (gene dila). Gene Ontology annotation, biological process: regulation of centrosome duplication; cilium assembly; intraciliary transport involved in cilium assembly. NCBI's taxonomy places the organism in Eukaryota, Metazoa, Arthropoda, Insecta, Lepidoptera, Bombycidae. The record is from RefSeq and is a predicted model, not a curated record. Gene Ontology annotation, cellular component: centriolar satellite.